ACUAGUUUAUUUUCCCAUUCGGGGUUCGAAUCUUUGCAUGCGAAAAUGUUGGCCGUUUUCGAGAAGGCGAUCGCUAAUCCACCCAAGGAGCUCGGGCUUCCGUUCGGCGGUAGCGGAAACCGCAAAACCAAGGAAGAGUUUGCGGUUUAUUUUGGUUCGGAUCAACCUGACUCGACUUGCUACAAGUUUUGCAAUGGGGAUUUCAUGGCUUUGUCUCAUAAGGAUGAGUCUGCAACAUGUCCAAGGUCAAUUGUUGUUAUGGAUGAUAUAUUUUGCAUCUUUAAUGGGUAUUUACGCAACGUAUGCGAUUUACGCCGACAUUAUGGGCUCUCAAGACAAGCAACGGAAGCCAUGGUUGUCGUUGAAGCUUAUAAAGUCUUGAGGGAUCGAGCUCCUUAUCCUGCCGAUCAAGUCAUCAAAGAGCUCGAUGGGAAGUUCUCUUUCAUUUUGUUUGAUGCUAAAGCAACACACCUCUUUCUAGCUCGGGAUCGUGAUGGAUCUGCACAGCUUCACUGGGGAGUGACUAGCGACGGGUGUUUAGUAUGUUCUGAUGAUGCAAAAAUCGUGAGAGAGGGUUGCGGAAACCGAUAUACGCCUUUCCCUCCGGGGUGUUUCUUCACGACCGAAGAGGGAUUGAUCAGUUUCGAUCAUCCGUUCAACAAAGUACAAGGGGUUGUCAGAGAGGACGACGGAGGUUACGGCUCGGCCGUGAUUUUUCAGGUCGAUUUGUUCACUCGACUCCAUAGCAUACCACGGCGUGGUAGUGAUGCAAACUGGACCGGUGUCAUCGUAGUCGAAGGUGACUACGAAUGAUGUUUCUUGUUCUUCCGUUGUUGCAAACGCGUUUCGUGUUGUUCUAUGUGGAAUACAAGCUUCGUU
Messenger RNA from Cynara cardunculus var. scolymus (artichoke), 879 nucleotides. RefSeq names its product stem-specific protein TSJT1-like. The record is from RefSeq and is a predicted model, not a curated record. Bases 46 to 813 code for a protein of 255 amino acids. The transcript has 4 exons. Lineage: Eukaryota; Viridiplantae; Streptophyta; Magnoliopsida; Asterales; Asteraceae.